CAGUUAGAGAGCCGAGGCUGGUCGCGGCUCCUCUCCGGUGACAAUCUCCCCACGCAGACCGACAUCCUGCGCCCCGCAGCGGACACACAUCGCCGUAGAAACGUGUUUAUUUAUCGCGCGUUUCAACAUGUUCACUGUGCCGGAGCUGGUGGUCCUGCUGGCCGCGCUGUCCGCCACCGCGUCCGGCUACUUCGUGAGCAUAGACGCCCAUGCCGACGAGUGCUUCUACGAGCGGGUCAACUCGGGCACGAAGAUGGGCCUCAUGUUCGAGGUGGCCGAGGGAGGCUUCCUGGACAUCGACGUCGAGAUAACCGGGCCCGACGGGAAGCAGAUCUACAAGGGCGACCGGGAGUCCAGUGGGAAAUACUCUGUGGCGGCUCACAUGGACGGGACCUACAAGUUCUGCUUCAGCAACAAGAUGUCCACCAUGACGCCCAAGAUCGUCAUGUUCACCAUUGACAUCGGAGAGGCCCCUAAGGGCCAGGACAUGGAGACGGAAGCCCACCAAAACAAGCUGGAGGAGAUGAUCAACGAGCUGGCGGUCGCCAUGACGGCCGUGAAGCACGAGCAGGAGUACAUGGAGGUCCGCGAGAGGAUACACAGAGCGAUCAACGACAACACAAACAGCCGAGUGGUGCUGUGGUCGUUCUUCGAGGCUCUGGUCCUGGUGGCAAUGACACUCGGACAGAUUUACUACCUGAAGAGAUUUUUUGAAGUACGGCGAGUGGUUUAGAGCGAUGACAGGAUCUCUCUCUCUCUGUGUGUGUGUGUGUGUGUGUGUGUGUGUGUGUGUGUGUGUGUGUGUGUGUGUGUGUGUGUGUGUGUGUGUGUGUG
Messenger RNA from Pseudoliparis swirei, 834 nucleotides. RefSeq names its product transmembrane p24 trafficking protein 2 (gene tmed2). Gene Ontology annotation, biological process: intracellular protein transport; endoplasmic reticulum to Golgi vesicle-mediated transport; Golgi organization. Gene Ontology annotation, cellular component: Golgi apparatus; COPII-coated ER to Golgi transport vesicle; endoplasmic reticulum. The record is from RefSeq and is a predicted model, not a curated record. Bases 128 to 733 code for a protein of 201 amino acids. NCBI's taxonomy places the organism in Eukaryota, Metazoa, Chordata, Actinopteri, Perciformes, Liparidae. The transcript has 4 exons.